CAGGCCGGAGCGAUGCUUCGAAACGCACAUCCCGUCGAUCCCGUUCGCCAUGGGAGCAGGUAGCGGCGCGGCCACGGCAGGGAGCCGAGUGCGGAGCGGCCGGGCAGCAGGGCGCGGGUGCGGCCACGGCAGGGAGCCGAGCGCGGAGCGGCCGGGCAGCAGGGCGCGGCUGCGGGCGAGCGCGGCGAGGACAUGCGCGGUAAGGACGGGCGCGUGCGACCUCGCCGGCCACAACGUGAGCUACGCCACCCUGCACCAUGUACCAUGUACGCGUCCUCCGAGUCCUGAGUGCUAGCUUCGGGCUCAAGUUCUACAUCGGCGGGAUCCCCAUGGCGUGCACCAUGUACGUGUCCUCUGAGUACUCCUCUACAUCAUGUUAGUUCACCAUGUUCUAGUUCGAGCAUGUCCUCCAGGUGGUGCGCAUCGCCGGCCGGCUGGCCGGAGGCUGGAGCUUGUCUCGAGGGCUGCGAGCUUGCCGACCCCCGACGGGAUGGCGCCGGAGAUCAUGUUGUUCUGCAAGAAUAUGGCGCGGAGGCUGGAGAGCUCGAGCAGGUCGUCGGGGAUGCCCCCUGAUGAUGCGGUUGGAGCGGAGCGACAACACCUGGAGGUUGGGGAGGCGGCCGAUGGUCGCCGGCGGGAUGGCGCCGCCGAGGCCGACACCCGGGAGGCGCAGCUGGACGACGGUGGACUGGGCGGCAUCGCACAUGACCCCGACCCAGGCGCAGGCCAGCAUGGAGGUGUUCCAGCCGAGCCUCCGCUCGUGGGGCAUGUCCGUGAGGAACGCCAGCAGCGCGGACCGCUCGCUCGGAGGCGGCUCCGCGAAGGCGAGGCAUGCGAGCGACGCGACGGCCGCCAGCAGCACCGUGCAGGACACGACGGCGGCCAUUGAGACGGGCGCGGGCGCGUCUAUGAAGAAGGCAUUGGGAGGCAGAGCUGAAGGUGACUUGGCUUGUUGGGGGAAAAUUUGGGGGAGAAGGAAGUGGGACUGUGCGCGGCGAGGAGCAGCGAGGCACCGGCGAGCCGGGCGCGGCCACGGUGCUGCGCAUGGAGGAGUCCAGGUGCCGGGCGCGUCCAUGGUCACCGGGAGCUGGCCGUGGGCAUGAUGGGCAGAGGAAGCUCCGGCGCACUCAACGUGUUCGAUGAACUGAGAAGCCAAACCUGGUGACUGUUAAGUUUUGUUGUUAACUCCUAAUCACAUGCAUGUAUGCAACCAAAUGCCGGGUAAAAAUUGCAUCUCGAUGACAAGACUGCCAAUGCAGGCAACCAA
Molecule: messenger RNA, 1267 nt
Organism: Triticum aestivum (bread wheat)
Lineage: Eukaryota; Viridiplantae; Streptophyta; Magnoliopsida; Poales; Poaceae
Exons: 2
Coding region: 573-1103 (176 amino acids)
Source: RefSeq, a predicted model, not a curated record